GAAGGCCAAGGCGGCCCCGGCUCCGUUACCUCACGGCGCGGGGGUGGCCCCGAGAGGGCCUGGCUGACUGGCGGUGGGGGUUUGGCCGCCUCCCCCCCCUGCUCUCUUAAGGGUUUUCAUCACCCUCUCGGGGGUGAGGGGCUGGCUGGGCCGAGCCCGGUGCCGGCUGAAGGCCGCAGCGCUGCCGAGGGCCUCGCUGAGCCGCGAGCUCAGCCGCACUCCCGGCAGCCCUCGGCUCCCUGGCCCCGCUGAGGCCUCGUGGCGUCUCGUCCGGCUCUUCUGCAGAGGUUCUUCCAGGACGCGACCAUGAGUGACCAAAUCCAGUUCAUUGUUGAGAAGCUCAAUCAGGAGCCCUUCAGGAAGAACUACAAUUUAAUCACGUUUGACUCCUUAGAGUCGGUGCAGCUGUUGCAGCUGCUCAGUGAUGUGCUGGGGGAGAUUGACCCGAAGCAUGCUGUUGACGUUAGAGAGGAGCUGCCAGAGAAUACAGCUAAAAGAAUGUUGACUCUCCUUGGUGUCCUUAAAUACAAGCCUCCAGGAAGUGUAACAGAUCUGAGCGCAUUUCGCCAAGGGUUGGUUACAGGAAGCAAACCUGUAAUUCAUCCUGUCUUACAUUGGCUUCUUCAGAGAACCAAUGAGCUCAAGAAAAGGGCUUAUCUGGCACGCUUCUUAGUAAAACUAGACGUGCCAGUGGAGUUCCUACAGGAUGAUACCGUGGCUGACGUCAACAAGCAGUAUGAAGAACUGAUGGAAGCAUUUAAAAACCUACAUAAGGAAUGUGAGCAGCUCAAAACAUCUGGUUUAUCUACUGCAGAAAUAAGAAGGGAUAUAAGUGCAAUGGAAGAGGAGAAAGAUCAACUCAUCAAAAGAGUAGAGCGUCUUAAGAAGAGGGUGGAGACAGUACAAAAUCAUCAACGAAUGCUUGAAAUAGCAAGACAGCUUCGCUUAGAAAAAGAGAGAGAAGAAUCUUUGGCUCAACAGAAACAAGAACAAAAAAAUCAGUUAUUCCAUGCAGAGCAGAGACUGCAAAGAGCACAGCUCCAGCUGAAAGAGAUGCAUCAUGCAGUAGUGGAUUCAAAACCUGAAAGUUUAAUGAAGAAACUGGAAGAGGAGAUAAAUUUCAAUUCAUACCUUGCUACUGAAAAAAUACCUAGGGAGCUUGAAAGUAAGAAGAAAUCAGUAUAUUUCUUACAGAAGGCAAUUGCAGAGCCAGCUAUGGGUCAAUCAGAUCUCAAUGUACUUGAAAGCAAGAUAAAUGAAGUAAAUGUACAAAUAAAUCAGCUAAUUGAGAAAAGAAUGAUGAAGUAUGAGCCAGUUGAUAGUAAACUUUCCAUGUAUCGCCAACAGGCAUCUAUAAUUUCCCGGAAGAAGGAAGCCAAGGCAGAAGAACUUCAGGCUGCUAAAGAAGAGAUGUCUAGCACAGAAAAGCAGAUGAUACAGAAGACAAACCAGGCCCAUGAGUUAGAUGGCUCUGAAGUUCUGAAGGGGGAUGAGCUUAAACACUAUGUUAAUAAGCUCCGGAGCAAGAACACAGUAUAUAAAAAGAAGAGACUGGAAAUAGCAGAAAUUACAGCUGAAUAUGGCAUCCUCCAGAGGACAGAAGAACUCCUAAAACAGCGGCACGAGGCUAUUCAGCAGCAGUUGCAAGCUAUUGAAGACAAGAAAGGUAUUUCUGGAUAUAGUUACACUCAGGAGGAGCUGGAAAGAGUAUCUGCAGUGAAGAGUGAAGUGGAUGAAAUGAAAGGCCAAACACUAGACAGCAUGUCUGAAAUGGUAAAGAAGCUGAAUGCUAUGGUGGCAGAGAAGAAGUCAAGCCUAGCUCCUGUCAUCAAAGAACUGAGACAGCUGCGUCAAAAGUGCCAGGAAUUAACUCAAGAAUGUGAUGAAAAAAAAAUCCAGUAUGACAGUUGUGCAGCAGGGUUAGAGAGCAAUCGCUCCACACUGGAACAGGAAGUGAAGGGACUUCUCGAGGAGUGCACUCAAGAAGAAAGCAACUACCACUAUGUGAACUGCAUGAAAAAAAAUCUAGAAAUACAGCUGCAACGUGUUAAAGAAGAAAUGAAGAUAUAUGUCUCCCCAGAUCCACAGGAGAGACGAAAGGCAAUUCGAGAACAGUAUACACGAAUGAUCCUUGAACAAGAAAACCUUGGGAAGAAAUUACGAGAGAAGCAGAAGGUUGUAAGGGAAAGUCACGGGCCUAAUAUGAAGCAAAUUAAAAUGUGGCAGGAUUUUGAGCAGUUAAUGGAAUGUAAGAGAGAAUGUUUUCUAAAACAACAAAAUCAAACAGCCAUUGGUCAAGUCAUCCAGGAAGCAGGUAAAGACAGACUUGUACUAUGAACUCUUCCUUCUUUAUAUCACCAUCAAGUAAGAAGACUGUGGGUGUGCUUCUCAAAGGUAACCUCUUUGUUGCUUUCAUCAUUUCUAUAUAAAUUUGUUGUACAUUAUCUGUUUCUGAUGGAUAAAGUGCACUUAAACUAUGAAGUUGUUCGUCCAUUGUUUAAGUAACCACAAAACAUAGGUAGGAAGAUCUGUUAUGAGAUCUGUGCUGGGGUGAACCUCAUCAUAAAUCUUUGUUUUAGAAGGCUGGGAAUGGCAUGCAUCUGCAGAGAGAUCAAAGGAAAACAAACCCUUUUCCAGGGUCACAGAAAACUUACGUAAUUGCUCUGCUCCUUAUUCUGUAUCACUAUGGUUAUAUUUUUGCAAGGUCUGGUACUUGAUAUUGUAUAAUUGUGGACCUCCCGGCUUGGCCCUCUCCUUCCCCAUUGUCUUUAUUCAUGUAGUGUGACUGGCAAGAAUGGAGCCAUUUUCACUCUGAGCUGCACAGACCUUGCUUGCACACUCCUACUCAUACUUUCUUUGCACGGUUCAAUUAAACUGAUUGUGCUUCCAGGAGACAGUUCAUUGCACUAGCGUCAGGACUAGGUUCUGAGAACAAUUACUUGGAUUCUGAGCUCAUUCCAUUAUCUCUUGUUUUAACAAGUGGUUAUUUCUUGCAUAUAGAAACAUAUACCUUUUUCUAAUUUUUCUUAGCUGUCCAUGGGAAAGUGUUAACUGUGGUCCACUAAAACCUUUCCCUAUUGAAGAUAUAUUGCUGUUCUGCUUGUGCAGCAUGGUUGUGCCAGCCAAAGAGCGACGUACCAGGGGUGGAGGGUUAUUGGUGAAUGUAAAUAUGGCACAGCGGCUCCUGCGUAUGGUAGGGUAUGCAGAACAGAUAUGCAAGGCUCCCUUGUACUCAGGCUUUGACCUGUGGGCCACAGGCAACUGUCAUGGCCCUAAAAAUUGCAUCAUGAGACCCACAGCUAACCCAAGGUAAGAGGAAUGCAGAUGAGGCUUGAAACUGUCCCUCACGCUUCAUCAUUUCUGAUGAGCGCCUCUUAGUCACAAUCAAAAGACCAGAAGCAGAGAGAUAAGUCUGGGUGAUGAGAGCUCCUGCUGUUCUUCUGUAGUCUCUUGGUUUAUUGAUUUUUUUUUUAUUAUUAUUUUUCUUGCCUAAAUAAGAAUGGAUUUUUUCACUAAUAGUUUAUUUUUUCAGAUGUAAUUUGGACACAAGAAAUGAUUUAGCCUUCUCUGACACCUAAUUAAGAGAUCUGCUAUUUUCUCUGUCAAAGGAGGGUUUGGUAACUGUAUAGUUCCUAGUUUGUCUUUACAUUAAGUAUAUUUACUAACAGAACUUGAAUAAAAUUCAGUGACUAAAUUUUGACUGAAUGUUAUUUUCCAUAUUUCAUAGGUUUAAGAAGUAAUAGAAAGUAAAUUCUUACUGACAAGUUUCUGGCUGGGCCACAGGAGAAUGGUUUGAAAAGCUCAGGGUCAUUUAAUCACGUUUAUUUCAGAUGUCCCCAAAAGGUUCUGAAUCCCACUGUCCGCCUAAGGAGCACCAUGUCCAUAGAUACUCAGGACAUCCUCAUGCAAGCCCUCCCACACUGCCGAAUAGCUGAAGAUAGUUUUUCUCAACAGCUGCACAUUGAUCUUUCCCAGGACGAGGAGAAGCAGCACAUUAUCAGUGAGCAUGGAGGGAAGGAUGUUGUGUAGGACACUGGCAGUUAAGUGGGAAGAAGGUGCUGCAUUGCCACCAGCAGCCUCUUCCCUGGGCAUUUAGGUUACUCAAUGAUCAGAGCUGGAGGACUGCCUGCGAUUCAAAGGCACCAGGACAGGGAGAAAGGUCAUUUUGUAUACCUCAAAAUUUUAUAACAAAUCCCUAAAAACCCUAUUUGACUAGACCAUUUAUACAAAGAUUUAUUGCAGCGAUUAGUCUGCUGCCCAGGAAAAAGUAAUGCUUUUGAAAUUCAUAGCAAUGAUGUAGGGUAAGACUGAGUAUAACCGUUUCUGUUUUUCUGUUCAGUUACCCUAAAAAUAGUUCAUCUUUCUUCCUUGUAAAAACAGUUUAUUGCUGGUUACUCAAUGAUGACGUGAUUGUUGCUCUGAUCUGAUUAGCUCUCUGUCAUUUGUACAGCACCGAGAAAGGGCACAGAGAUUAUACACUACAGCAGCAGCAAAAUUACUUUCUGAGAUGAAGCAGAAAAUCAUAAUGACUGUUAUGAAAAGAAAACUGGAAAAACUCAAAAGCUAUUUUUAGCUUUUAUAUAAGUGGAUGUUUAAUAAAUGCACCUUAAUGGUUUCUGCUCA
Messenger RNA from Phasianus colchicus (ring-necked pheasant), 4623 nucleotides. It is a transcript of the gene IFT81, whose product is annotated as intraflagellar transport 81. Gene Ontology annotation, biological process: cilium assembly; intraciliary transport. NCBI's taxonomy places the organism in Eukaryota, Metazoa, Chordata, Aves, Galliformes, Phasianidae. The record is from RefSeq and is a predicted model, not a curated record. Gene Ontology annotation, molecular function: tubulin binding. Gene Ontology annotation, cellular component: ciliary basal body; intraciliary transport particle B.